AUGGCGACUGAACACGCCCGACGCUCGCAGUGGAAGAACGACCUUCUUCCCCACAUCGUGGAUCGCUUGGCACGUGAAACUCCUGAGGCUCUUUACGCCGAGUACCCAGUCUCACCCUCGACUUACGACGAAGUUCUCACCUAUGUUGGACCGAAUGACUUCCGAUAUACCGUCUUGGUUUUGGCAGCAGUUAAGGUCGGAUACGUACUGUUCCUGACCUCUCCACGCAACAGCUUGGCAGCCCAUCUCAAGCUCUUCCAUCAACUGAACUGUACCAAGCUACUCUACCCAGAACCUAAGCCGGCUUCUGUUAGUGCAAUUCUCGAAUCGCAUUAUAUGCAACAUUUUGCCGUGCCAAGCGUCGAAGACUUGCUAGGCAUAGAAUACCCAGUCUAUCCAUAUGACAAGAAGUUCGAAGAAGCUAUGUCUGAGCCUUUGAUGGUUAUACAUACUUCUGGUUCUACUGGUUUCCCAAAAGCACUGAUCUAUUCGCACGAGGGUGUGGCUCGGAACAUGAACAUGUUAGCCAAGGACCCUCCAGAGGGAUUGGGAUUUAUGGACAGACUGGUACAAGGUAAACGAGUUCUGAACUGUUUCCCUCCAUUCCAUGGCGCUUGUCUUGCAAGCCACUUAUUUGCCGCCAUCCCCUUUGGAACGGUCAUGAUAGCUCCUCUUGCUGGAACAAUCCCCACUGCUCAAGGCAUUGUCGACGCGCUUCAUCAUACUUCCGCACACGUCGCUCUUAUCGUCCCUUCAAUCAUCCACGAGUUGAACCAAGAUGCUGCCUUGCUUGAUUAUUGUGCUCAGAAUCUUGAACGUUGUCUCUAUGCUGGUGGAGAUCUUCCGCAGGCAGUGGGUGACAAGGUCGCUUCUAAAUUGCCGCUAAUAUGUCAGUACAGAGCGUCUGAGAUUGGGAUGACACCGCAGUUGUUACCAAAAGAGAUGACUCCAUAUGAUUGGAAAUAUGUCUUCUUCCAUCCUUGCCUAGGUACCGAGUUCAGAGACAUCGCUGAUGGGAACUAUGAGCUAUAUGUCAAGCAUGACCCGGAAAAAGAAAGCGAACAACCAACUUUCACUGUUUUUCCUCACCUGAAAGAAUAUGGAAGUCGUGAUCUUUUCAAACAACAUCCCACCAUUCCUAACUUAUGGAGUUGGAGUGCUCGUGCCGAUGAUAUUAUUGUUUUCCUAAAUGGAGAAAAGACAAAUCCUAACUCGAUGGAGCAACAUAUCGUCGCUAGGAAUCCCGAAGUUUCGGCUGCAAUCGUUGUUGGGACCCAGCGAUUCCAGGCGGCGUUGAUGAUCGAGGCUGCUACUACUGCUCAGCCGCAAAGCAUUGCUGGGGAGGCUACUUUCAUCGAGCGGAUCUGGCCCAGUAUUGAAGAGGCUAACAGGCUUGCUCCCGCAUAUACAAGGGUGGAGAAGUUUAUGGUCUUGCCACUCAGCUCCAAGAAGCCUGUCAUUCGUGCGGGUAAAGGCACAAUACAAAGAGUAGCUACAAUUCUGCAGUACUCAGCCGAACUUGACAGAGUCUACCAGAAUGCAGACAUCAAUUCAGAUGUAGAUGACUUUGGAAUAACUAUCCGUGUACAGGAUAUUAAGUCCAUCUCGCAAGCUGUGAGGGCUAUUGUGAUCGAGGCAACAGGAUAUACCGAGCUCGACGAUCACACCAACUUUUUCGCAAUCGGGCUCGACUCGUUACAUGGUUUGAAGAUAACACGAAUGUUGAGACAACGCCUUCGCAUAUCAGACGUGGCUAUUGCAACUGUUUACAACCAUCCGUCUAUCGCGCAGCUUUCCAAUGCGAUCCUCUCACUUCAAAUCAGCAAACAAAAUUUGCAAACCCGGGAGAAGCAAGCUAGGGCUCAGUCCCUAACAUCAAUAUUUGAAGAAUACCGAGAUUGCGUUCACGACAUUUCCCAGCCUACUACCCGCGUUGUAAAAAGACCCGAGAAGCACUUUGUUGUCUUGACAGGAUCGACUGGCAGUCUCGGUGGCUACCUACUGGAGGCUCUCCUCAAUGACCCAAGUGUAGAUUAUAUCUACUGUCUCGACCGGAAGAAUGACAAUCGAAGCCCCAAGAUUCAUCGACACAAUGCCACCAUACUCACUUCCAGACAGAACCAUACGAGAGUUACAUUCCUCGAGGUAGAUCUGGCUCAGUCCAACUUGGGCCUCGAUUCGGAGGCGUACAAUUCUAUCCUGGAAUCUGCAACAUUGAUCAUCCACAAUGCUUGGCCCGUAAACUUCAAUCUCUCACUCGACGCUUUCCGUCCUCAGUUGACUGGACUUUUAAAUCUCUUCACCUUCUCGGCUUCUGCCAGGUACAAGCCCGCCUUGUUCUUCAUCUCGUCAAUAAGCUCCGUCCUUGGUCUUCGCACACCUUCCAGAUUGACCUUUGAAGAAGUCGUGACAACCACCGAUGCUCCUUUCUCAAAUGGAUUUGAGAAUCCCGAUUUUAUUGCACGAGUUGGACAGAUCGCUGGUCCUGUCCUUCAGCCCGGGCUGUGGAAUCCCGCUGAGUGGCUUCCCAGUUUGGUCAUGAGCUCUAUUCGCAUCAAUGCACUGCCUGAUAGCCUGGGUGCCGGCAUGAGUAGAGUGGACUGGAUACCUGUUGAUUUACUGGCGGAGAUUAUCGUUGAUAUAUCAUUGCAUCAUGAUGGAAAUCUGGUUUGCUCUGGUGCUGAGGUGUUGCACCUUCGAAAUCUCAAGGUGACUACAUGGGAAGCCUUGCUGCCAGAUGUGAAAUCUAUCAUCGACUCUAUAACGUCGAAGAACAUAGCUGUUGUACCUGCCAAGUCUUGGCUUGCAAACAUUCGACAAGAUUUUGAAUCAACAUUAAAGAGCAAGGAGGGAAACGAAGGAGAAAAAGUUGCAGAUGAAGAACUUGAGACGCUGCUGAAAGCGAAUCCUGCUAUCAAGCUCUUGGAUUUCUUUUCGUCCAGCUUUCCAGAGACAGAAGAAGUGAACGUUCUUGCUCUUGAAAAGACACUGUCUAGGAGCGAGCCAUUGAGAUCUUUGGGCGGCGUAAGCAGUAGCUGGAUGCAGAAGUGGAUCGCGGAGUGGCUACUUUCUUGA
Molecule: messenger RNA, 3075 nt
Organism: Mollisia scopiformis
Lineage: Eukaryota; Fungi; Ascomycota; Leotiomycetes; Helotiales; Mollisiaceae
Product: NRPS-like enzyme
Exons: 4
Coding region: 1-3075 (1024 amino acids)
Molecular function (GO): phosphopantetheine binding
Source: RefSeq, a predicted model, not a curated record